GUUCAUUUAAUACACGUUAUUAAUAACACAUUGAAAAUGGAAAAUACUACAAAUACAACUGUUGAAGGCUGUGAUGUCGAUAAGUUCAUAGAUGUGGUUGAAAGUAAACAAAAGUUGUUCAAUAAACAAAACGAAGAGUUCCUUGACGCAUACGAUGAUGUGCUGUAUGAUAUAUGUGAAUCGGUCGAGAGAAAUAUCGGAUUGAUCGACUUGGAACAUCCCCAGCAACCAGAGAGGCCACAAAAAAGACACAUUGAACUUGAAAGUAAUAAUAAUACGAAAAAGGUGAAAUGUGAAGAAAACUGUGAUUUAGAAACUUGUAUCAGCGAUGAAAUGGUCAAGUGCAAAUCCUGUCAAAUACAAGUUCGUAAAAAGUACUUCGCAACCCACUCAAGAAGCAAGCUUCAUAAAAACAACAUAUCUAAAUUACAUAAUACACUGAAAGUAUCUGUAGAGUCGGCUUUUGGCAAACGAGUCAUUUCAUACAAAAUGAACGAUAAAGUUAUUGACCAGUCGGAAACACCGGAAGUAUUUUUGAAUUCUAUCAAGAAUGAAAUAAUGGUUUUGAUACAGAAAUGUAUUGAAACCCACAAUAUUACUAAACCUUAA
Messenger RNA from Pieris rapae (cabbage white), 609 nucleotides. RefSeq lists its product as uncharacterized. The record is from RefSeq and is a predicted model, not a curated record. Lineage: Eukaryota; Metazoa; Arthropoda; Insecta; Lepidoptera; Pieridae. Bases 37 to 609 code for a protein of 190 amino acids. The transcript is spliced from 2 exons.